Messenger RNA from Aspergillus versicolor CBS 583.65, 852 nucleotides. RefSeq names its product multiprotein-bridging factor 1 (gene mbf1). NCBI's taxonomy places the organism in Eukaryota, Fungi, Ascomycota, Eurotiomycetes, Eurotiales, Aspergillaceae. The transcript is spliced from 3 exons. Bases 177 to 644 code for a protein of 155 amino acids. Gene Ontology annotation, molecular function: DNA binding. The record is from RefSeq and is a predicted model, not a curated record. Gene Ontology annotation, cellular component: nucleus.
GCCUUCACUCGUCCAGUACCAUGGACAUUUGCACCAUAUGUCCCUCUGUUCAUGGAUGACAGGGCCGACAUUUGCCUCCGGGGCCGCUCUGAAAGUGACUCAAGGCCCAAUGAUACCUCUAUAGACACACACACCGAAUCACUCUUUCUACCCGAUCUUUUAAUUUUAAAGCAAUCAUGAGCGAAGGCUGGGACUCCGUUACUCGCAUUGGCACCAAGCACAAGGGUGGCCCCGCUCCCCGCGAGACCGUCGUCAAGGGCAAGAGCGCUUUGAACGCCGCCCAACGCCAGGGCCUCGUUAUUGGAACCGAGAAGAAAUAUGCAUCCGGAAACACAGCUGGCCGCUCUGGUGCACCCGAAGGCCAACAUCUCACUAAGGUCGACCGCAGCGACGACAUCGUUAAGCCCAAGACCGUCGGGCUGCAAGUUGCAGACGCCAUCAAGAAGCGUCGAACUGAUGAGGGAUACAAGAUGACACAGAAGGAGCUCGCCACCAAGUGCAACACCACAGUUACCGUCAUCCAGGAUUUCGAGAGGGGAUCAGCUACCCCCGACCAGAAGGUACUUAGCGCUAUGGAGCGCGUACUCAACGUCAAGCUGAGAGGCAGUGACAUCGGAAAGGAGAAGUUCCCUAAGAAAAAGUAAAGAGACCGGGGGUGAGCCCGCGACUUUUUCUUUGGGGGAGGGGGGGCAUCGUUAAUGACUUUUUUUUUUUUCUUUGGCCUUCAUGUCCCAGGCUGUUUCUCGGUUGUUAUUUUAUGCCCUCCAUUGAAUGAUAUGACAUGUUUUAUUCGGUGACUUGAUUUGCGUUCAUAAGCGUCAACUUGGUGUUGAACUGGUUAAGACAUGAAUA